AUGGACUUUGAUGAUCCGUCCAGCUCUGAGGAGGGAGGCGGCGGGGGGACCAAUUCCGUGUCCUCUGGUAAUGAGCCGCCGUCGCCAGCAGUUGCCACACAAGUCAUUUCUCUGCCUUCUUAUCCGAGGCCUGAGACGGCCACCCUGCCCAUGGCGGUGGGCAAAUGCAACUGCCGUGAAGUUCAAUCCUUCGUCUUUGAUGAUGACAACGACGACGGUGGCGAUGAUGACGAACAAAAUGGCAGCAACGACAGUGAUAAGAAGGAGAUCAUGAGGCGUGGCUUGGAGCGUGCAUCAUAUGAUUUUUGUGAGGGGCAUCUGCACCACCAACUUGUUGAAUCCGCAGAAAACGUUGUGCGCCCCUUGGCCCGUCACGGGUGCGAUGCGCUGAGGGGCAUGGGACGCCUUGGUGACCAGCUCACAGGGGUGACUGACACCCAUGAGCUCGUGGACGAUGAGGAGGGGGCGGUGGUGGGAGAAGAAACCGAGGAAGAAGAGGAGGAGGAGGAAGAAGAAGAAAUGUCAAAAGACAUAGUGGAGAGCGAUGAUAAGGAAAUGCUCUACGUUGAAGAGAACAGGGAAUGGGACAGUGUGCUUAGAACAAUGUCGUUGGUUGACGUAACGCUGCUGAGUCACUUUUACGUAGGUUCAAACCUCAGUGGUGAGGAGACUGAAGUGUCGAUGGAGGGAUCCGUAUUUGUCACGGAAACGAUGGUGAAGACUAUCUCACUCUUCUACACGAGGCCUGCGAAAAAACCGGGCGAUGAGGCGGCGGAAAUUCUUCAAAUGGCCUUUGAUACGCUGCAUCGUUUGGCAUUACACAUGCGAUCCAUGCAAACAAUCCUCACGGAAGCAGGGUUGACGAUUGAUAAUCAGAUUCAAGAGGACGAAGAAGGAGAAGAUGUGGAAAGUGAAGCCAUCGCAGAUCGAAGUGGGGUGGAUCUUAGAAAGGUCAUUUUUCGUGGAGUGCAUUCUUUACAUGUGGACUCUUCAUGCCGGUUGAUUGGGGUGAUUGAUAUUGAUGCAUGUACGGUGAGUCUCUCAGAUGUGGUUGCCUUUAGCACUCUCCCCUUUUCACAGCAAGAACUAGUGGCCAUUCUGAAGUCCGUCAUUCAGAAGGUUGCUGUCUUACAUGACGCUGGGUUUGUUCACGGGUGUCUUCACAGUGGCAACGUUCUUUGCUGCACGGAUGACGGAAGAACGGUGCUCACAGGAGCAUGUGGUAUUAUGAGUAACCCACUGCUUCCAGCAGAUGCCUCAUUUAUUUCUCCGCGUCUUGCAAGAGCCCUUCAACCGUUUGUAAAACUUGUAUGGAGCCAUCACGAAAAGGUGAAUGAAGAGACUUUUCCGUGGACAUCAGAUCCUGCAUUUCAUCGUGCUGUCUUGGAGCGCUAUGGUUGUACAAGUGAGACCGAGAUGCGGCCGAAGGCAUCGGAUGAUAUUUAUGCGAUUGGCAUUUUGGUCGUCACCUGUUUGCUCGGCGUGCCUCCGUUCCAUUCUGCCACGCUGAAGGAAGUUGUUGAAACGUUAUCGUCACACAAUCCUGAAGAUGAUGAUGAUGGCUCCUCUCUCUUGGGAAAUGUGCUUACGAGCAAUUACGCUCUACAACGAUUUAGAAUUGCGGGUUACACGGAAGCAUUUAUUGCCUCGGCCAAAGAUUUUGUGCACAUGUGUCUAAGUGCUGCCUCCAACCCCGCCAUCGGGGCGCAGUUUGUGUCGAAGAGUUUACUGAAGCAUUCCUUUUUUGUUGAAUUCCCCAUUCAGCCAAAUCCAAAAAGCAGCAGCGAGGGGGCGCCGAUGAGGGAGGAUGAAGUGGACGAAGCGGCUUUGAUGGAUCGGACCGUGCACUGCCUGUUGUACCCCAUUUUUUUGUCAAUGGACUGUGUGAAGAAGGAUUGUGGUACCACGCCGUUGCUGCCACGAUUGUUGCGGAAUUCCAUUUUUGCCUCGCGCUGGGAUGCCCUUCACUACGGCCAGUCAUAUCAUCAUGCGAGGGGAGUGGCAUGCAAGACGGACACGGUAGGCAUCCUCUGGCCAUCUUUGGAAAGACGACAGGUCUUAAAGGACGAUGAAAGUCAGGGCGAGGAAACUGCAGUCAAGUCUCUCUUGUAUCGAUCGUUGGUCCAUGCAUUCAAACCUUUUUCUCAGAAAAUGGCAGAUAGUAAUACCGUGACUUUGACGAGUACUGUAGUGUCCAAAGGUAUGCGGGUAGAUGUCGAGGCCCAUGCGCUGGUUUUUAGUGGAAAAUCCAACAAUCGCCUCGUACUUUAUAGAGAUGAGGUGCCUGUUGGAUACGGAUCGUCUGUGGAUACUCUCAUCCUUCAAGAUUUGGAGAAUUGUGUUAUAGAGAUUUUGAUGGGGUUUCGUUUUGUCCUUGUUUCUAAUGUACGUGGUUGCGAACUUCUUCUCGGACCAUGUCACUACCUAUAUUUUGAAAAGGUGUUUGACUGUGUCCCUGUUAUUGUGUCAAGUGCACAUCUCUUGUUGCGUGAUGUCUCUCAUGUUGAUUUUCACUGCGGUGGAGGCGCAGCCCCACGUGCUUACGGGAGCGCGCCAUUACCUGCGAAUGUAACGGCGUUACCGUACACCAUGGCUUAUGCGGGGUUAACUGCCGAUUUUGCAGCCGUGUCGCUCCCGCAAGAGCACAUGGUCACUAUGCUGCCCAGAGGGUCUGUUUCCAAUGCGUCAGCGCCUGUUUCACGGACAAUAAAAUUAUAUAACAUGCUACGUGGUGGGUUUGACUACCCGUAUUCUCAUGCGCUGGCGGCCUUUGGGACUCGUUUCACUCACGAAAACGACGGUAUCAGCAAUUUGUUUCUGUUUUUUUCGGAGGUUGCGGGGAAAAGUGUUCGCAUCGCACAGAUUCACGGCGAUCAAAAUGCCACUUUGGGGGAGACAUCGUCCUUUUCACCCAAAGUGUCAUCGCGUUUCUCGUCAUGGCCCUAUCGUCAUGGGAGGGAUGCGGAAUCGGAGUUGAAAGACAUGGCCGCCGAUGGGAGUGGUUCCAGCUAUCCAAUCAUAUUCAUCAUGGACCUUGUUGGGGACUGCGUCAUUGAAGACUGCUCACACUGCACCGUUUUUAUUGUGGGCUCCUCCGAGAGCGUCACCGUACGGCGAUGCACUGAGAUGUGCCUCUUCCUCAUGGCAAAGGAAGCAUUGUUUGAAUAUUGUUAUCGUAUGGAGACCCACUUGCUAGUGACGGAGUACCUGCUCCUGGAUCAUUGUUACCAGAUGAAUCUCAUUCCGCUAGCACUAGAGGCGCCGCAUUUGGAGGAAAUUCUUGCAUCCAUCAUUGACGGAUGCAGCGAUGAAUCUCUCCGCAGACUUCUUGAACAUGCGUUAAGUCAGAAGAAUGAAAAAGCAUUGAAUGUUCUUCUACGUGCGGAAUUUAACGGCGAUGCCGUUGAAUUGGAGGAAUGUGUUGACAUGCACAUAGAAAAUAACAGAGAGCAGAUGAUACUGGUGGACUUUGUGCCAAGCGAUGUACCACUUUCGAGUUUUUUUUACGAGGCAUCUCAAGGUUUACGCCAAUUGAGUAAAUGGGUAGUGGUGCCAUUUUUACAGAAGACAUGGAAGAAAGAUAAAGAUUUUACGCAUAAUAUUGAACUACCGCCUGUAUGUUUACAUGACCUUGUCAAUGCGUUUAUUCUUCGUCUUCCUGGAACAUUGAACCCUUGCGCAGCCCCUGACGGAGCCUCAUCUCUAUUUGAUGUUGUUCUGGAACGCAUUUCCUUUGGGGUUGUGCAUCUCGUGGAGGCAGUGCGGACGCUGAUUAUUCGUGAUUGCACUGGGCCUCUGGACAUCAUUGUUUGCUCGGCAAGUCGUGUCAUUAUGGAAUCAUGUGAGAAUGUAACUUUUCAAACCGCCUGUGGCGCCUUUAUUGCAAGGAAUUGUCAUGUCUGUCACGUUGCACUACACGUAAAUACUCCGCCACGGUAUGAAGACUGUACAUUUAUGCAAGCAUCGACGCUCAAUAUCACCUCGAAAGACUUUGAGAGCCACUUAGCACGUGCGGGUGUAGAAAUAGAAGUGAACCUUUUUGAUCAGCCAAUAGUGCAGUGCCUGCAUGCAGAAGGGGAUGUGCCUUCCUCUGACAAGGUGCCCGAGAUGGAUGCUGUCGAUUCAGUGGAACGGGCGCGCUUAAUACUUCAACGCCCCGUUACCUUUGUUGCCCCCCUUUCAGCCACGUGUCUUGGAAUUGAGGAUGCAUCCUUUAUUGGCUCCUUGGAGGACCGUGUCAAUCAUGAGGCGAAGGUAAGGCCGUGCUAUGACAAUGAUAUCAUUGCUGCUUUUUCAUUUCUCUUACACCGGCAAUUGAUGCAGUCGUUAACUACGCAUGAUCCUUUGAAAAGUGCAGAAAUUGAGGAGCCACGUUUUGUCCGCUUAGAAUCCCCGAGAAUCACGUUGAUGGAGAGCCAGCAGGUGGAGGAACGGCACUUUGAUCCACUUUUUGAACGCAUUGCGGAUGAUGCGGGAAUCGACUCUUUUGAUGCCGAGGAGGAGUCGUCUCUUCCUCCUGCUUUAAAGCCUGGGAGUGGUGUGCCUCAAUUACCCGAACACAACCCAGUCACCGGCACGACGGAUUUGAGUCCUCGGGGUAAUGGCUUUCGGGUUUUUGGGAACGACAGUGAGAGCGAGCGCAAUAGAGUGCCCCAUGACGAUUAUCCCUGCGGCGAUGAAGAAACCAUUGAUGUUGUUGAUGCCGCCAUGAGCGCUCCCGAUGAUGACGACGACGAGGAUCCGACGACUGACCGAAAAUGGUGUGAGAUGGGUGGGGACAAAACAAGUGGAGAGCAUCAAUACCCUUCGGAAGCACAACCAGUGAGCCGCGAUACAUCUUUGCCUCAAGGCACCUUUAAAGAUACUCGGUUGAGUGCAGACGAAAGGGAAAGCGCCAUGGACCCUGUGACGUACCGCUCUGCUCCCAGAGAUGGAUCUGUUCUUGAUGAUCGCAAAAGUGCCACAGAAUUUAUGGCAGCGCCUCUCCGUCGCUCGGGAUGCGAGGGUGCAGGCGAACAAUCCCCUGAGGUCGUAUCCUCAGCUGACGGGAAAAAGGGUAUUGCAAAUGUUUCGUUAGCAACCUCCCCUUCUUGCCGAGAAUUGGAUCUGGAAGUCAAUAACAGCAACGAAAAGAAAAGCAGCUGCAGCAGCGACAAAAAUGUGAAGAACAUGAGUAUGCCGGAGAAAGUGUUCUUUGGAAAUGCCCUUUCAUUUCAAAAUCUUAUUCUCGGGGUUCACCCCGAUGAAGAGGAGGAGGUGCGCUCCGUUCUUUCCAGGGUGGCUGCCAGUCGCGAAGCCAUGGCGUCUGCCCGGCAGGCAAGCGGCUCCUCCACGAUGGAGCUUCGGAGGCGAGUGGUGGAGGCCGUGAAACGGCUUCAAAGUAAUUUGAAGUGA
Molecule: messenger RNA, 5394 nt
Organism: Trypanosoma cruzi
Lineage: Eukaryota; Euglenozoa; Kinetoplastea; Trypanosomatida; Trypanosomatidae
Exons: 1
Coding region: 1-5394 (1797 amino acids)
Biological process (GO): post-Golgi vesicle-mediated transport; protein phosphorylation
Cellular component (GO): cilium; periciliary membrane compartment
Molecular function (GO): ATP binding; protein kinase activity; GTPase activator activity
Source: RefSeq, a predicted model, not a curated record